Molecule: messenger RNA, 1111 nt
Organism: Oncorhynchus kisutch (coho salmon)
Lineage: Eukaryota; Metazoa; Chordata; Actinopteri; Salmoniformes; Salmonidae
Gene: uxt
Product: ubiquitously-expressed, prefoldin-like chaperone
Exons: 6
Coding region: 278-748 (156 amino acids)
Biological process (GO): positive regulation of transcription by RNA polymerase II; negative regulation of transcription by RNA polymerase II
Cellular component (GO): mediator complex
Molecular function (GO): transcription corepressor activity
Source: RefSeq, a predicted model, not a curated record
UUAGUUAUUCAUGCCUGCUAACUUGACAGUGGUUACAUAAGAUAGCUGCAGUUUUUUUUGUGCUGUGGAGCUAGGUAAGCCAAAGCUACAACAAAAUUAUGGACUAUGUUGUUAUUAAACAUAGAUAGUCAGCUAGCUAACAAUAACUCUGCAGUCGCCUUAUUAACUUCAUUAUAUGGGUAAUAUCUUUGGAACAUUUUGUUUUCAGGAUUCAGAAUCAUUGCCUCGUUUUCGAACACGAAUGACCAUCAACAACUGAUUGAUUUCACGACUCAUAAUGGCUCAUGCUGGAAAACCCAGCAUUAACAAAAAGGUCUUGCAGUAUGAAACGUUUAUUAGCGAUGUGUUGAAACGAGAUUUGGAGAGGGUAUUGGAGCAAAGAGAUGGAGUGUAUGAAAAAAUUGCACAAUAUCUACAACUGAAAAAUACCAUUGAAAGCCUAAAGGAAUCUGAGACGAAGGGACUCAAAACAGAGAUAGAUCUUGGCUGUAAUUUCUAUGUCCAAGCACAUGUGGAGGACUCGUCAAAAAUCUUUGUUGCUGUUGGAUAUGGCUUUUUUGUCGAGUUAACGCACUCGGAAGCUCUGAAGUUCAUUGAGAAAAAGACAAAUCAGCUUACAGUACAUACCGAAGUGUUGACCAAAGACGCAGCUAAAAUCAAAGCCAACAUUCGCAUGGUGUUGGAGGGAUUAAGAGAACUUCAAAGUCUUACGGAUGUUCCGGAGAAAAGGAUGAGAGAUGCUCUUUAGCUGCAGUAGUGCUUCUGUUCAGACCUUUAGAUAUCAGUUUUCUAUCACAUUCAUAAUAGUGAUAAGACUGUAUUAUUUCCAUUGCUCUUUGGUUUAUCUGAAGUAAUAUAAAUGGUGUGUAAAACAAACCUUUGAUACAAACUUGGCAUCUGAACAGGUUGUACUGUUUAGAAGUUGCUUUAAAACUGUAAUUCUGCAUAAAAUAAAAUGGGGAAAGAAGUUUUAAAAUCUGUUAAACAGUUUCAGUGGCUUGCUCAUGUUUGAUGCAUUUUUUUCUGCAUUGUAUUACUAGAUCAAGCAAACCUUAUGUUGACAAACUAUAUUCCUACAACAAUUUCUAAUAAUAUCUCAAAUAUAUUCACA